GACACAGGCUUGUCAUGCAAUAUAAAUGUAUUUAUUUAAUUCCUCUGUGAGUGAUAAGUGUAAUCGACAGCUGAUAAGUCCCAUUUCUCCAUCAUUCCCAACCAUUCACAAAAAUUGAGAGAAGAGAGACUUUGCAAUAUUAUGGUGUGUUGGGGAAAAAGAUCACACAGUCAAAUUUCAACUUGCCACCAAGCCUAACCGUUCCUCUCCCAGAUAAAUGAACAAUCCCUCUAACAUUUUCUAGUCAGUUUAUUACAAAACGUUGCCCAGCUGUGGCGGCUUCUCUACGUGCCCUCGCAGAAGUGCUUCAUGUUUUUUUUGUGUGUGCUCGUGUCGUGGCCAAAAUUAAUAAUAUUAAUUGAGUCAGUGUGAAGAGAGGAGAAGCAUUUAAAUUUGCCUUCAAAAACUUUUAUAUACGCUUCAUCGAUAAAGGAAACUUCCUCACCAAUUUUGGCGCACAAAGUCUUUCCGGGAGUGCAAGUGAAUAGACAAGAAAAAAAAAUUGCCAAUCUGCCAGAAACUGCAAAUUGGUGUGUUCUUGAACAAAAAUUUGAUAUAUUUUUUUUCUUUGAUUGAAUGGUAAUAUGGGCGUUAUGGGCGAAUUGGGAAAUCCAAUAGAUAUUCUGCUGAAUCGUGUCCGAGGUCAUCAACGAGCUCCGUCGGACUCCAAAGAGUUCCAUGAAGUGACGAAACGCGAUGCACAGCGUGUUCUUGAGGAUGAUAUUGAGAAACUCCUGGAAACAUGCGAGGAGGAUCGCAAGGCAACGGUUAGGAGUGAAAUGAUGCGAUUUAGUAAUUUAUUUGGGCGCUUCCUGGCUGAAGAUGGUCCAUCGGUGGAUUGGAAUCACAUUGAGAAGCUCCCCGAGGAUGCUGUGCAGGAUUACAAUAGUCUCCAAACACCCGAUGAGGAACGCAUACGUGAUGAGCUCAAUAAGUUGGUUGUAAUCAAAUUGAAUGGUGGCUUAGGAACUUCCAUGGGAUGCCAUGGGCCCAAGAGUGUGAUCCCCGUACGGAGUGAUCUAACCUUCCUGGAUCUCACUGUACAACAAAUUGAGCAUCUCAAUAAGAAAUACAAUUCCAAUGUGCCUCUCGUGCUUAUGAAUUCAUUCAAUACGGACGAAGAUACGGAGAAGGUUGUGCGGAAGUACAAGGGUUUCCAGGUGAAGAUCUACACAUUCAAUCAGAGUUGCUUCCCACGUGUAAGUCGGGAAUCCCUGCUACCCAUUGCGAAGACUUUCAACGUGAAAGAUGACAUGGAGGCGUGGUACCCACCGGGGCACGGAGAUUUCUAUGAGUCUUUUGCAAAUUCGGGGCUCUUGAGGAAAUUCAUCGAUGAAGGUCGGGUGUAUUGUUUCUUGUCCAAUAUUGACAAUCUCGGUGCCACGGUGGAUCUAAACAUUCUCAAUCGUCUCAUUGGUGGUGGUGGAGAGAAACCCAUUGAAUUUGUCAUGGAGGUCACGGAUAAGACAAGGGCAGACGUCAAAGGUGGCACACUCAUACAGUAUGAGAAUAAAUUGAGACUCUUGGAAAUCGCACAGGUGCCCAAGGAGCAUGUUGAUGACUUUAAAUCCGUGAAAACGUUCAAAUUCUUCAACACCAACAACAUCUGGGCUAAGCUUGAUGCCAUUGAACGAGUCUUGAAGGAGAAUACCCUAAAUAUGGAGAUAAUUGUGAACAAUAAGACACUGGAUACGGGAUUGAGAGUGAUUCAACUGGAGACAGCUGUGGGAGCUGCCAUGAAGUGCUUCGAGGGUAUUGGCAUUAAUGUACCACGAUCGCGUUUCCUGCCAGUAAAGAAGACAUCCGAUUUGAUGCUGGUCAUGUCAAAUCUCUACAACCUCCGGCAUGGAUCGCUCGUUAUGUCGCCGCAGCGUAUGUUCCCCACAACGCCCCUUGUGAAAUUGGGUGAAAAUCAUUUUGCAAAAGUAAAGGAAUUCCUCGGGAGAUUCGCCAAUAUUCCGGAUAUCAUUGAAUUGGAUCAUCUCACUGUGUCGGGAGACGUGACAUUUGGCCGUGGGGUCUCAUUGCGGGGCACAGUGAUAAUAAUAGCCAAUCACGGGGAUCGCAUUGAUAUUCCUGCUGGUGCCAUUCUCGAGAAUAAAAUUGUCUCCGGGAAUAUGCGCAUUCUGGAUCACUAAAGCGAUGCACUUGAUUGGACAAUGCCAUGUGUGCAAUUUAGUCGCCUCUAAGCUUUCUUUUUUUUCCUCCUUCUCUGUAUAAAGUCAAUCAUUGGGUGUAAUAUUUUAUAGGCGAGUUUUUAUUGUUAAUUAAAGUACAAAAUUUUGUAAUGGACUCAAUUCAUCCCAAUUAAAAAGCGAUAUCAUUUACA
Molecule: messenger RNA, 2329 nt
Organism: Lutzomyia longipalpis
Lineage: Eukaryota; Metazoa; Arthropoda; Insecta; Diptera; Psychodidae
Gene: UGP
Product: UTP--glucose-1-phosphate uridylyltransferase
Exons: 3
Coding region: 585-2138 (517 amino acids)
Biological process (GO): glycogen metabolic process; UDP-alpha-D-glucose metabolic process
Cellular component (GO): cytoplasm
Molecular function (GO): UTP:glucose-1-phosphate uridylyltransferase activity
Source: RefSeq, a predicted model, not a curated record